AUGCAGCGGUUUGCAGGAGAGGAACUCGAUGACAACAUUUAUGCCACCGAAGAUCCACUUCGCAGUGCGAUCACUUAUUUUGGAAAUAAUCAACCCUUCACCGCACGAAUCCGAGAAGUCAAAUUCACUUGGUUCGCAGAGUUGCUCGAGUGUGUUCUGCCAGCCAAGAAUCCAGUUGCUGUUAAUCAUGGUGUCACUGGGGACAAUGCUCUAAAUCACUACCUCUUUCACCUUAAGUCCUCCUCUUCCUCCACCUCCUCCCCCAACCUGACGAUCUGCCAUCCACACACAAAUCUCCUCGCUUCUCGCCGUUCCAGUGACGUCCCUAAAACUCCCGUGGGGAUCCAACCACCUUGCCUCGGUUCACAGGGUGGCAACGAUGAGACUUCUAUUUCUACCGCCUUUCUCCACCAUGAGCCAGAACAAAAUUACAUUCAGUUUUGCAAUCCACCUCCACCGCCACAAAAACAUCACCAUCAUACUCUACCUUCCACAUGCUUCCAUGAGGCCUACCAGAGCCUGUCCCGUCAGGGACACCUCCAAUGCUCACAGAGCGUCUUUCUCUCUCCACAGAUUGAUAAUCGAAGAGGUCUUAUUUACGCGAAUGGUGAGAUAGGUAGAGGGAAAUCGACCCUGUUGGUGCCGGUGAACUCAAAUUCUCAUCUUCAUUCUCCACAUUAUCUGCACAGUGGAACAGAGUGGACGUGGGAUGGGCCAGAAAUGGGGACUUUUGAGACUCAAUCUGCUGCGCAAGCAGCCACUUCCACCUUCAUUGUUGAUACUGCUGCUUCGAUACAGCAGAAUAAUCAUUCUACUGCUGGUGAGAUAUCCAUCGCCCCAAGGCAAGUUUUAACAACAAAAAUCCGCUUAAACUAA
Molecule: messenger RNA, 876 nt
Organism: Echinococcus granulosus
Lineage: Eukaryota; Metazoa; Platyhelminthes; Cestoda; Cyclophyllidea; Taeniidae
Exons: 3
Coding region: 1-876 (291 amino acids)
Source: RefSeq, a predicted model, not a curated record